GGCGGAUUCGCCGACGUAUAUCGGGGGACCUUCAAUGGCAAAUUUGUGGCUUUGAAGUGCAUGCGACUGCACGUGUUCUGCAGGGAGGCCGUCGUCUGGAAACGACUGAAUCACCCACAUAUUGUCCCCUUCAUCGGCAUCGAUCCAUCCAACCAAGCGUGUAUCGUGUCGGAAUGGAUGGAACAUGGCGACGUCAUGUCGUACAUUGAGAGUCACCCGCGUGCGAAUCGCGUUCAACUCAUCACGGACAUUGCUCGUGGCUUGGAGUACAUGCAUGCCAGCGGCGUCGUCCACGGGGAUCUCAAAAGCCGCAAUGUCCUUGUUGACAGCCUUGGGUAUGCGCGUCUCAGUGACUUUGGUCUCGCCACGACCGUACUUGGUACCACCUCCUUGGCACCGACUGCCGGGCCAUCAGCAAAUUGGGGCUCGUUUCAUUACAUGCCCCCUGAGUUGUUCGAUCCGAUGGUGCAGGAUAAGAGGUUAACGUGGAAGUCUGACGUGUAUGCAUUUGGGAUGACCGCAUGGGAGGUGAGCGCAAGUUCGACGUCGCUGAACCACGUAAACCGAUCCGACUUGCAGAUCUUUGAUGGGAGGCACCCUUUUUUCCACGUUGCAAACAUGUUCUUGGUCAUUCGUGAGGUUCUUGACGGUGUACGACCAACACGUCCUCUGCAUGCAGGCCUGGACGAUUUCAUAUGGAGUAAUGCCAUCAGCUCGUGCUGGGUAGCAAAUCCGUCUGAGCGACCUCGGAUCUCGGAAGUACUAAAUCGGCUUCAAUGGUAUGAAACCGCUCGACGGUUGAUUGCGAAGCUGCUGGAUGAAGGCCUUGCGGAGGUGGAUCGACAAGGUCUCGACGAGAUGCUCUCUACAGGUUGGCCGCGUCAUCAUGUUCCCACAAGCUCUGUACUGAACUCGCACAGAGACGGGCAGGAAUGCUAUUUUCAAUAUCGCUGA
Punctularia strigosozonata HHB-11173 SS5 is the source of this 954-nucleotide messenger RNA. RefSeq names its product kinase-like protein. NCBI's taxonomy places the organism in Eukaryota, Fungi, Basidiomycota, Agaricomycetes, Corticiales, Punctulariaceae. Gene Ontology annotation, molecular function: ATP binding; protein kinase activity. The record is from RefSeq and is a predicted model, not a curated record. The transcript has 4 exons. The annotation marks the transcript as partial. Gene Ontology annotation, biological process: protein phosphorylation.